This is a messenger RNA of Athene cunicularia (burrowing owl), 6518 nucleotides long. RefSeq names its product adenosine deaminase, RNA specific B1 (gene ADARB1). Gene Ontology annotation, molecular function: tRNA-specific adenosine deaminase activity; double-stranded RNA binding; double-stranded RNA adenosine deaminase activity. Gene Ontology annotation, cellular component: nucleolus; cytoplasm. The coding region runs from base 104 to 2203 and encodes 699 amino acids. The transcript has 11 exons. NCBI's taxonomy places the organism in Eukaryota, Metazoa, Chordata, Aves, Strigiformes, Strigidae. Gene Ontology annotation, biological process: RNA processing; adenosine to inosine editing. The record is from RefSeq and is a predicted model, not a curated record.
CACCACUCCUCUGGUAGCCCAAGGUUGCAAAAUCAACAUGUGUCUCAGUUAAAAAGACAGAAGCAGUCUCCGCCAGCCAAGAAACCAGCAAAAAUAUUUCACAAUGGAUGUAGACGAUGAAGAAAACAUGAGUUCGAGCAGCACUGAUGUUAAAGAAAACCGCAACGUGGACAACGUUCCCCCCAAGGACAGCGGUGGGCAAGGUGCCGGGGAGGGGACACAGCUCUCCAAUGGUGGUGGCAGCAGCAGCAGAAAGCGUCCUUUGGAGGAGGGCAACAAUGGCCACUCCAAAUUUCGUCCAAAGAAGAGGAAGAAAACACCCGGCCCUGUUCUGCCAAAGAAUGCCCUGAUGCAACUCAAUGAGAUUAAACCCGGUUUACAGUACAAACUCCUCUCCCAGACAGGGCCAGUCCAUGCCCCCAUGUUCGUGAUGGCAGUCGAAGUCAACGGGCAGGUAUUUGAGGGGUCUGGCCCGACAAAAAAGAAAGCCAAGCUUCACGCUGCCGAGAAGGCUCUGCGGUCUUUCGUCCAGUUUCCAAAUGCCUCGGAAGCCCACCUGGCAAUGGGGAGGACUCUGUCAGUCAACACAGACUUCACCUCUGACCAAGCAGACUUCCCCGACACCCUUUUCAAUGGGUUUGAAACACCGGUCCCUUCUGAUGCUUCCUUUUACCUGGGGUCCAAUGGGGAUGGGUCCUUUAGCUCUAGUGGGGACUAUGGUUUGCCAUCGUCAGCCAUAGCCAGCAGCCUUUCCCAGUCGCCUCUCCCUGCACCAUCACCCUACCCCUCCGCCAGCGGGAAGAACCCCGUCAUGAUCCUCAACGAGCUGCGGCCAGGGCUGAAAUAUGAGUUUCUCUCAGAGAGCGGGGAGAGCCAUGCCAAAAACUUUGUGAUGGCUGUGGCGGUGGACGGUCAGACUUUUGAAGGCUCGGGAAGGAAUAAAAAGCUGGCAAAAGCUCGGGCUGCUCAGUCGGCCCUGGCAUCUUUGUUUAACAUGCAGCUGGACCAGACCCCAUCUCGACAGCCCAUUCCCAGCGAGGGGCUCCAGUUACACUUGCCACAGGUUUUAGCUGAUGCUGUUGCACGCUUGGUUGUAGAUAAAUUCAGUGAUUUGACAGAAAAUUUCACUUCUCCACAUGCACGUAGAAAAGUCCUUGCUGGAAUUGUCAUGACAACAGGUACAGAUGUGAAAGAUGCCCUGGUAAUAAGUGUUUCUACAGGGACAAAAUGCAUCAAUGGUGAAUACAUGAGUGAUCGUGGUCUUGCAUUAAAUGAUUGCCAUGCGGAAAUUAUAUCUCGCAGGUGCCUGCUUAAAUUCCUGUAUACACAGCUUGAGCUUUAUCUAAGCAAUAAAGAAGAUCAACAAAAAUCCAUUUUUAUCAAGUCAGAACGAGGCGGGUUUAAGCUGAAGGAGAACGUGCAGUUUCAUCUCUAUAUCAGCACGUCUCCUUGUGGCGACGCUAGGAUUUUCUCACCACAUGAAGCAGCACAAGAGGAUCAAGGGGACAGGCAUCCAAACCGCAAAGCGAGAGGACAGCUACGGACAAAAAUAGAAUCUGGGGAAGGGACCAUCCCCGUGCGCUCUACUACCACUAUCCAGACAUGGGAUGGUGUAUUGCAAGGAGAAAGGCUACUUACCAUGUCCUGCAGUGACAAGAUAGCGAGGUGGAACGUAUUGGGUAUUCAAGGAGCCUUACUUAGCCUCUUUGUGGAGCCAAUUUACUUCUCUAGCAUCAUCUUGGGGAGUUUAUAUCAUGGGGAUCAUCUAUCCAGAGCCGUAUACCAGAGGAUAGCAGAGAUAGAAGAUCUACCACCUCUUUAUACACUCAACAGACCUUUACUUAGUGGUAUUAGCAAUGCAGAAGCCCGUCAGCCAGGGAAAGCACCAAACUUCAGUGUGAACUGGACAGUAGGAGACACUGGUCUUGAAGUUAUUAAUGCUACAACCGGCAAAGAUGAGAUGGGCCGUGCAUCUCGCCUUUGUAAGCAUGCUUUUUACAGCCGCUGGAUGCGUAUUCAUGCAAAGCUUUCCUCUAGCUUGCGCUCAAAGAUCCUCAAGCCUAACCUGUACCACGAAACCAAGCAAGGAGCCACUGAGUAUCAAACUGCCAAAGAGUGUUUGUUUAAAGCAUUCCUGAAGGCAGGACUCGGAGCCUGGGUGGAGAAGCCCAUAGAACAGGAUCAGUUUUCUCUCACGGUCUAAUUCACAGACUGCACAUCACUUUGGAAAGGGGGUUGUUCUGGAAAUUCCUGGUGUCCAGCAUUGCUUUCUGGCAUCUCCACAGCUGUCAAAACAUCUUUUUACUGUUUGGAGUUGGGCUUUUUCCUUUGUUUUUUUGAAACUUCAUAGUAACUUUCUGUUUUGCCUAAGUAUUGAAAAUCAAUGAUGAUCUGACACAUAAUUGUAUAUUUUGUUAUGGCAAAGUAAUUUCUGGUGUAUUUCUAGAAAUACUUUUACUGUAGAAAACUUGCAGUAAGGCUGUCCUUACAGUAUACAAUGACUCAUUUUUUCUGGGUUAAAAGAAUUUUUUUUUUAAUUCAAUGUCAUCAAGUGCAUGAAGAAAUGAAAGUUUCUCUAGGUUUUACACCACACUUUUAGGAAGUAGCUUAAUUUUUUUAAAAGAAAAUAGGUGACAAAGCUGAUUCUACUCCUCUGUUAACUUGUAUUUGAAGUGCAGCUAUUUCUAGCAUAUAGACCACAGAGCCAGAAUGGAGUCUGGACAGCUAGUUUUUCCCCACUUCCUUGCUCUUUAAAACCAGCUGCUGAAAAUUUCAUGUCUUUGAUGUAUGUAUUUAUUAGUCUGUGACCCAGUUUUUAACAUGCAGCUUUUUAUUCUGUUUUUAAAAAUACAUUUACCUCCCAUUUAUACACAUUGUGAAGUCUUCAUUUGUUUUUACCAUUGUAAACUGGAAACAGCAAAAUAAUUAUUUGUAAGUUAAGAAGUUUAGUCUAUAACAUGCAGAAACUUGUUUAGAAGUAGCUGAUUUGUAUAUCCCAGGAACUCAUCAGGAUACGAUCGUAACUGUUACAGUGAUAUGACAACUUAAAAAAAAAAAAAAAAAAAAAAAAAGCAGCUCAUUUUAAGGGCGCUAAGCCUGAAUUGCCAAAACCAGACACUUGCUGGGUAUUAAUUGCUCUCCUCUCAGAAAUGAAAAGCUCUUGCAUGGACAGAAAGUUGUUAAAACUUCUUUCCUGUGAGUUACAUCUGCUUUCACCCAAGUUAUUGUGUCUCUGAGAUUUCAUUGCCUUUUGGCUUUACACGUGUGAUGAUCUUCAUGAAGCUAAUUAGGUAAGUUGCCCUCAAAUGUGCUUUUGUUUGUUUUGACAGUUACUUAGAAAGGUAUUUUUCCUGAAGGUGUAGACACUUCUGCUUUAUGUAAAAAUGUAACAUAGAAGGGAAAUAUUGUGAGUUCAGUUUAAUUAACUGGUAUAUAGAAGGCACUUUUAAAAAGACUUUUUAGUACAUGACGUUUAGGAGCGGGUGAGGCAAUAUCUGGUAUGGCUUCUCUGCUUACAGUAUGUUUCCAAACACGUCCCUUGGCUCGUGCCCAUCCAGGUAUCACCUGUGGUUUCUGAAGAGCAUCUCAGAUGUCCUCCGUGUUCCGUUUGCAAACGAUGAAGGUGAUGGUUCAUGACAUGGGAGUUCACCUGACAAACCAGUGCACCACUGCUGCAGCUGUUGGUUUCUGCCCCUCCGCUCCACUUCACCACCCCUUGCCUGUGCUGUGUGGGACAUUGGAUCAGCGGGCUGGUCCAUGCUUUGAAGUCAAGGGUUACUUUUAGACCCACAUUGGGUCAGAGGUCCAGUUUAGAGUUGUGCUGGCACAUCUGCAGAGGCAGUGGAGUGGAGCAUGGGUCCCUGCAGCCAGCUUCAUGGCCAAAGCUUUAACUGGAGUACCUCAGCCCCAGCAUCUCCUGGGGGUUUGCAAAUACUUGGGGUGUUGGAGACUUUGAUGUAAAACCCCUUCUGGCCAAUCAUGCAUGCUAGGGAGAUGUGCUCUUUGUUAUUGCUCAAGUAGGAACACAUUUUCAGCUUAAAAAAAUUAUCAAGCUUUGAUCAUUUAGUUCAAGUCGAAGUCAAAGCCUCUGGGUUAGCAUCUUGGAAGUAAUGCAUUGAAGUGAAAGCAAUGUAUUGUGGAUAAUAGCGAGCACUGCUGUAGGAAGGCAAACAAGUCUGUGGCCUGGUGGUCCCCUCGGAAAAGUCUGAUGCUUCCAGAGGUUAUUGCCUUUUCCAGAUGCCAGAGGAACAAAUGUUGAAAGCUGUGUUAAUUCAGCUUCAUUGUCAACUUAAGCCAUCCUGUCUGCUUCUCAUUAAAACCAGAAGUGCUCCCAUGGCCUCUCCAAGCCCAACAAGGCUUCUGUGGUUGUCAUCUGACUGAGGCUUAGGCUGACCUUCUAAAAAUAAAAGGAAUUUAAUUGUGUGUGGUCAGAUUCUGCAAGUACUUGGACAUCUGCCUUUGAGAUCAACCUUGUCUCGUUCAUGUUGCAGAAGUUCUUUUGUGGCUGUAGUUGAAUACAUGUAUAGGUUUCUGCAGGACUGAGGGAAAGCUGGUUGCACUGUAUGUGUUUUCUUGAAAUCAUUACUGCUCUCAGAUGAAAUACACAUUUUUAAGGGGCUCAGUAUAUUGAUAAAUAAAGUCUGUUGAUAAUUUUCGGCACAUUAUUUUUACCCAUCUUUCUGAAGUGCUCAUUCAAAAGUUGGUGUCUCUCUGGAUUUUUUUGAUGACUAGGAAAGUAUUAGCUCAAACUAUUUUUUUUAUGAAAGUCACAAAUAUGAGCAAUAUAUUUAAUUAUUAUUAUAGACAUAGUUUUUUAAGCAGUUCGAAUAGAACGACUGAAAUUAAACUGUAAAGGAAAUCUGUUCCAUGGCAAAACCUUUUGACAAAGGAGUGGUGUCAGGUUAUUUAUGAGGAAUGAGUUCUCUUGUUUAUAAUUCUGGGAUUUUAAAAAGUAAGAAGUUUUCCAGGGUUGUAUGCAGUCCAUAUCUAUCUUCUGGGAGUCAAUAAAAUACUGCUUGGCUUCCUUCACUUGCUUGUUCCUUUUUGUGCAGUUAAUAUGUGGAAAUAAGUUGGGAUUGCUGAUGCUGCAAUCAGUUGAUGCUUCUGUAUUCCUCACAAAUCACUGUCACCAAGCAAGAAUGGAAUGGAUAGUGAUGUAUAUAAUUUCAAGUGACUGCAAAAGAUAAGGUAACUCAGCUUCCAGCAGCUGCUGAAUGUCGUGGCGGACCUUUCUGUUGGGAGCUGCAAGUCUCCCCGAUGGGUUGCGAGGCUUAGCGGUCUGGUCUGAAAAGCCUGGGCUGAGUGGACAGGAGCUGGCCUGCACAGGGACUUGCAAUGCUGCUCUGCGAGCUGCUUUGGUUCUUUUAACUUUUUUUUUUUUUUUCCUUAUUUUUGAUUGCGUAUGAGUGUUUGUCUCAGGAUCUUCAAAGAACUUCAAGAGUGACAACUUUAAUGUUGAUGAAUACUUGAAAUCUAAUUUAAGGUGUUUUUCUCCAGAUAGUCUAGCUCUAAUAAAGUUUGUAGGUUACUAAAAUAGAUAAUUUUAAAUAUAGAUGUUUGAAAUAUAUAUGUUCUGCAGGAUCAUUUUAAGAAAAUUUGGGCUUAAAGGUUAACGCUUGAAAUAUCGGUUAUGGAUGUACUCAGGACCUGGUAGUAAUAACUGUAGAUUAUUUCUCACUGCUUGUGUAUGAAGCGCAUUGUGUAUAGGAGCUUGUUAGCAACUGUUCUCCCCCAAGGGUGUGGAUGUCCACGCAGCCCCGCUCGCCCUCCUAUAGCUAGUGAAUGGUAAUCGUGACUCUGCCUACUUAGGGAUGGACAGCAGCGGCGUUUCUGCACUGUUGGUGAUUUUGAUCUUCUCAUCUUAGAGAAGUCUUUUCAUGACUGGUUACUGCAUAGGAGACUCCAGAGUAGAAGAUUUUUGUGUGCUAUUACUCUGUAUGUCCUCUAAAAUAAUUUGCAGCUGUAAGUCUAAGGAUCUCAGAGCUGGUGUUGCAUUUUAUCAGUUCAGUUCUGUGAUGCUUACAAGAGUGCUGUUGACCCAAGGGAAAAAAAUAAAUCUCAUCCUGCUCUCGCAGUGAAAAUGUGCAUGAAAUAAGGCUGUUGGUUCAGAGUGCUUGGUAGCACAAAGCACAGAGUGUGUCUCAUGGAAGAGUAGUGCUGCCUUUUGAAACCAAGCUGUCUUUUUAAAAAAAAAUAACCAACCAGGAAUUGAGAAUAAAAUCUAAGAAUUACUCAGUCAUGGCAUAAUUGAAUUUUUUUUUUUAAAAUAUCAGUGGUUUUUUAAAUAAUGAAGAUCAUUAUUGCUGUUCCUUAAGUUAGGCUUUAAUGCUUGGGAGGCUCACGAUUGCAGAGAAGCUGUGCUUUGAAUUCCUUGCAUUUUUAUCAUCAUAAAAUGUCCACUGUGAAAAUUAUCCCAAAGUUUACUGAAAAGGAAGAACUGCAAUCGAGAUAAUAUCAGAACAAAAAUGUCUAAUGUUAUUUAAAACUUAAGAACCCACAGAAAUAAAAUGUAUAAAAUG